Molecule: messenger RNA, 4751 nt
Organism: Neltuma alba
Lineage: Eukaryota; Viridiplantae; Streptophyta; Magnoliopsida; Fabales; Fabaceae
Product: formin-like protein 18
Exons: 16
Coding region: 16-4251 (1411 amino acids)
Source: RefSeq, a predicted model, not a curated record
GGACAGGACCCUUUUAUGGCUGCUGAUCGGACUCCCAAAGUUCUUUUUUCAACCCCAAAGAGGAGCAAAGUUGUCCGGCAUUACAAGCAGGCCGACUGUGAACUAGCAAAGAUUGACAUCCAUUGUCAUGUUCAAGGCGAUGUUGUUCUGGAGUGUAUUAGUCUGGAUAGUGAUUUGGAACGUGAGCAAAUGAUGUUUCGUAUCAUGUUUAAUACAGCAUUUAUCCGAUCAAAUAUUUUGAUGCUUAACCGUGAUGAAAUCGACACGUUGUGGAAUGAUAAGGACCAAUUUCCAAAGGAUUUUAGAGUAGAGAUUCUUUUCUCAGAUAUGGAUGCUUCUUCUUCUGUUAUUUCAAUUGAUAUGCCUCGGAUUGAGGACAAAGAGGGCCUUCCUAUUGAAGCAUUUGCCAAGGUUCAAGAAAUUUUCAGCAAUGUUGACUGGUUAGACUCAAAAACUGAGGUAGUGAAUGUGCUCCAGCAGAUCACAGCAUCAAAUAAGCUCCAGGAAAUAUUCGAAAGUGGGGUUUCUGUAAGACCGAGCAACUUGCCAAAGGAUUCAUUGUCUGGAAGAUUUAAUUUUGAUCCAACAACACUGGCAGAAAAUGAUAUCUCAAAUAUGACUUCCACAUCUUCUGGAAAAGUCCCUACGUCAUAUGAAUCAUCUCCGGAUCCUCCUUGCAAAAAGAAAAUGGAACCAUUGGAAACAAAGGUGUUGUCAGAAAAUAACAAGAUUACGACAUCAUCAGGUCAUGCGAAGCAAUUUGUUUCCCCAUCAGACCUCUCAACUGAUUCAAAUCUUGCUAAAAAGAUUAUCUCAUUGGAAUCAAAAGCGUCGCCGGAAAAUGAUACUGAGAAUCUUACAUUAAAGGAUCAAGGGAAUCAAUUUCUUCCCUUAGAACUGCCUAUGGAUGCACUAGAAUCAAAGACAUUGCUGGAAAAUGAUGCAAAAUUCAUUCCAGCAAUGGUUCAAGAGAAGAAAUCUAUUCUUUUAACUGAACCAUCCAUGGAAGCGAAAUCAAUGGGAAAAAAGUUCCAACCAUUAGAAUCAAAACCAUUGCCAGACAAAAAUACAAAGAGUCUCACAUCCUCAGCUCAGGCCAAAGAAUCUAGUCUCUCACACAAGCCUUCUGAUGAUGCUAAUUCUCUUAAGAAGAUGAUAGAAACAUCAGAAACAAUGGCAUUGUCAGAAGACAAUACCAAGAGUCUCACAUCCGCAGCUCAGACCAAAGAAUCUAUUCCCUCACAUGAACCUUCUGCCGAUCCUUAUUCUCUCAAAAGGAGGAUUGAACCUCAACAUUUGCAGGUUGCUCUUCAGUUGCCCACCCAAUCCAAAAUCAUUUCUCCACGGGUGCGUCAAGCUUCUCAAUCUGUUCCAGUUUUAUAUUGUAGUUCUUCACAAGGUUCACCUCUACCCAUAUCAAGAUAUCCUAGUGCCCCAUCAGCCCUUGGAAUAACAGCUUUGUUGCAGGAUCGUACGGAAGGGGAUAUCAAGAAAGAGGUCAAUCAUGGAGUUACUGUGCCCUCCUCUUCUUCUACGUUGUCUCCUUCUGUCUUAGGGGUGCCAAAAUCUGUAAGUCCUACAAGUGUUCCUCCAGUAUCAUCAUCAACAUUGCUGCGAUCUUUAGCACUGAAAUCUUUGAUGGAUGUUACUGCUGUCACACAUAACACUGUUGCACCCCUUGGUCCUGCUGUUUCUUCUCCUUCUCCUCCUCAACCGCAGCCUACGUCAGGAAUGAUGCAACCUAUUGUCACCCAGAACCCAGAAAAUAUAGCACCUGAUAAAACUAAAAAAUCACUGGUUCCUCCUACUCCUGCACUCCAAUCUCAAUCUCAGCAUACUUCAGAAUUGACGCAACGUGCUGUCACCCAGCACCCUGAGAAUAUAGCGCAUGAAAAAGGUGAAAAGUCAUUAGUUUCUCCUCUUCAAACUCCUUAUCAACCUCAGCUUUCUUCAGGAUUGAUGCAACCUAUUGUCUUUCAGCAGCCUGAAAAUAUAACACAUGAUAAAAGUAAGAAGUCAUUAAUUUCUCCUCCUGCACCUUUGCCAUCUCUUCCUGAGGUUAUCAAGAGUUCUAUUUCGACCCCUUCUCACCCCACUGCAGCCCCCCUUUCUCCAUCUUCUCUGAAGAGCUCAUUUUCAACCACUCUUUCACCACCUCCUGCCUCUCAACCAUCCUCUUCUUUUCCUGAAACAUGUCCACAUUCCACUGUUAAAAAUUCUUUCAAAGGCCCCCCACCCCCUCCCCCAGCUCCUCACUCAGCUGCAGCUCCUCUUCCAUCUCCUUCAUGCACAAAGAGUUCAUUGUCAACCCGUCCUCCGCCCCCUCCACUCCCUCCACCACCGUCUCCCUCUCCUCUAACAUCACAGUCCACUGUAAAUGGUUCAUCUGCAUCUCCCCUUCUCCAUCCCUCGCUUCCUCACACAACACCAGUUCCUCUCGCUCCAUCUUCCAUGAAUAGCUCAUUUUCACCCGCUCCUUCCCCAGCUCCAGCCCCAAGAUCUCCGCAUUCCACUUCAGAAAAUUCACUCAAAGCUCCCCCUCCCCCACCACCACCUCCAUCUCUAUCUUCAACUGCUAAGGCCUUUUCAAUACCUCCCCCUCCACUCUCUGGAAUUCCUUCUUCAGCUGCCAAUCUUAAUCCUUCUCCACUGAAUAUGAACAAUUCUGCUGCUAUCUCUGGCCCUCCACCCCCACCUCCGCCUCCUGGGCAUUCUGGAACCAUAUCUGGUCCUACUCUUACAUCAACAGUGCCGCCGCCACCCCUACCUCCUGCUUCUCCUACCACAUCUUUGUCAAAGAACUCUGCUACUGUACCUCCUCCCCCUUCAGCGAAUGGAUUGUCAAAGGCUGGAACUCUGCACCCUGGCACUGGUAACGGAAAUAUACCUCCAGCUCCUGGACCACCUAGUGUUCCUGGACCGCCUACCGUUCCAUUUGGUGCAAAGGGACGUGGCUUGUCACGACCAAAUGCAAAAAUUCAAACGCAAACUAAAAGGAGCAAUCUGAAACCUUACCAUUGGUUAAAAUUAACAAGGGUCAUGCAUGGAAGUUUAUGGGCUGAGACGCAGAAACCUGAGGAAGCUUCUAAGGCUCCAGAAUUUGACAUGUCAGAACUUGAGAGUCUUUUCUCUGCAGCUACUCCAAAUUCUGAUCGUGGAAGCAAAGGAGGAAAAUCAAAUCGUCUUGCCUCAGGGACUAAAACUGAGAAAGUUCAACUGAUUGAGCUAAGGCGAGCAUAUAAUUGUGAGAUCAUGCUUACAAAAGUCAAAAUCCCUUUGCCCGAUUUAGUGAGCUCUGUCCUUGCUUUGGAUGAUUCAGCAUUAGAUGCCGAUCAGGUUGAGAACCUCAUAAAGUUCUGUCCAACGAAGGAAGAGAUGGAACUGCUCAGGAACUACACUGGAGAUAAGGGCAACUUAGGAAGGUGUGAACAGUUCUUCUUGGAAUUGAUGAAAGUUCCAAGAGUAGAAAGGAAGUUAAGAGUGUUCUCUUUUAAGAUACAAUUCGGCACUCAGGUUUCUGAGCUUAGAAGGGACUUGAAUAUUGUAAACUCUGCAUCUGAAGAGAUCAGGAGUUCAGUCAAGUUGAAAAGAAUUAUGCAGACUAUUCUUUCUCUUGGUAAUGCUUUGAACCACGGAACUGCAAGAGGUGCUGCUAUUGGGUUUCGAUUGGAUAGUCUCCUUAAGCUCACUGAUACACGAGCCAGGAAUAACAAAAUGACUCUCAUGCAUUAUCUUUGUAAGGUGCUUGCUGAAAAGCUGCCAGAACUUCUAGAUUUCUCGAAAGACUUAGAGAGCUUGGAAGCUUCAACCAAGAUACAAUUGAAAUAUUUGGCAGAGGAAAUGCAAGCUAUUAGCAAAGGACUUGAGAAAGUAGUCCAGGAAUUGACUGUGUCAGAGAAUGAUGGGCCUGUGUCAGAAAAUUUCUGCAAGAUUUUGAAGGAAUUUCUUAGUGAUGCUGAAGCGGAAGUGAGGUCUUUGGCUCAACUUUAUUCAAAUGUGGGUAGAAACGCGGAUGCAUUAGCUCAAUACUUUGGAGAGGAUCCUGCACGUUGCCCAUUUGAACAAGUUGUAUCCACCCUGCUCAACUUUGUGAGGAUGUUUGAACGAGCCCAUGAAGAUAACUGCAAGCAGCUCGAAUUCGAGAGAAAGAAAGCAAUGAAGGAAGCAGAAAAUGAGAAGUUGAAGUUAACUCCUAAAAAGGAAUCAGAACAAACGAUGCGAACCCCCAUUGAGAGUGGCAAUAUUAAGUGAUGAAAUAUCAGAAGCUUCAAGCUGUAAUCAAGUUCGUGAAGUUCCCUUCUGAAGUGGACAGAAAGCCUCAACAUUAAAGAUGACACGAGUGACUGAUUGUCUCUUACGCAAGAAUUGUAACGUUGGUGACAUAUGGCUGAGAAUGAGAUUAAUUCUAAGAAGUCUUCAUAAAUCCUGUUUGGGAUAGUCGAGAAUUUUAGAUCAAUAUUCAUUUUAUUGUCCUACGGUUGUGCUCAGCAGAAAAGCAGGAACACACGCAGUUCAGCUCGAUGGCGAGCUACUUGUAACAAUUUUGGUGUACAAAGCAUGUAUGCUUUAGUUUUGCUCUGCUAGUUUGUUAUGAGUACUGAGUAAUGGCGAUGUAAAUGUUGAUAAUUUAUUCAGAUGAGUAGAUAGUGUAGCAUUUGCAAUCUUGAUAAUUGAGUUCUUUCGAGAUUUAUCAAACCUUGUAAUGAAAUUGGAAAGUGCAGAGGAAAAGAAAAGUUCAGGCCAUUCCUUGA